CUGCGUUUCAGCAGUCCAGAACGGCAGCAGUAUGAGUAUGCAACUGCUACUACGAUUGAUAUUGCUCCGUUUGGUCGGUGGCAUGCUGCCGCUGGAUGCUGUGCUGAAAGGCAAACAAUCACCACCGUCCUCGUCAACUACCGGCCACGGUCAGCAACAGCAGCACCGUAGCCAACAUGGCCAACACGUACCAACCGUGCUGGAUGAUAUCGUUGCCCGGUACAGCCUACCGAACGGGACCAGCCGAUUUACCCACCUGACGUACGAUCCUACCCGGCGGAUGUUUUACGCCGGUGCGACCAACCGGGUGCUGCAGUUGAAUGAAAACCUAACACUGCUAAGGGAAGCCAUUACGGGGCCGAAGCUCGAUUCGGCCCAGUGCCAUGCCGCCGGCUGUCCGCCCGACGUGCUGGACAGUGUGCAGACGGACAAUUACAACAAGGUGCUGCUGUACAAUCGGGACGGCGAUACGCUAAUUGCCUGCGGCAGUGUGCACCAGGGUGCGUGUGAAAUUUACUACUUAAGCGGUCGCUUCCCGGACUCGUCGAAACCGAUCGAGGUAGCGCUGGCGGCUAACGAUGAACGGUCGACGACAUACGCAUUUGUUGGCCCCAGUCGGUAUCAGUCGUGGAAGAAGGAGGACAUCAUGUACGUUGGGACGACGUUCACCAAUGUGGGUGAUUAUCGGCACGAUGUGCCUGCUAUUUCAUCGCGCCGGUUGGACGAUUUGACGUACGCGGAGUUUUCCAUCCAGCAGUCUAACAUUAACAUCGACGUGAAGUAUCGUGACCACUUUCUGGUGAACUAUCUGUACGGGUUUAACAGUACGGAGUAUGCGUACUUUGUGCUGGUACAGAAAAAGUCUCAUCUAGCGGAUGAGGCCGGUUACGUGACGCGGCUGGCACGGAUCUGUGUAAAUGAUCCUAACUACGAUAGCUACACUGAGGUAACGAUCACUUGCAUGGUAAAUGGGACAGAUUAUAACAUCCUGCGCGAUGCCAAACUGGCACAGGCCGGUCAAAAGCUAAGCAAUGACAUGGGUAUCAAACGGGAAGAUUAUCUGCUCGUGGCAGUUUUUUCACCCUCGAAGGAAAUAACGGACGAACCACAAAACCGAUCCGCCAUCUGUAUGUACAGCCUGAAAGACAUCGAGGAGGUGUUCAACGAGAACAUUCACUCCUGUUUUAACGGCACAAUUAAGGAUCGCAAUCUUGGCUACAUUUCGGGCACGAUCAACGACGGCAAAUGUCCGGUAGCCGGUUCGUUGGGUAACAUUUUUAGCUUCUGUCACGUGGGGUUGAAAAUUAGUGGCGUUACGCCAGUGAUCGCGCCGGCCCGCUUUGCGUUUGGGGAAGGCGUUUCGCUUACCUCGAUCGCGGUCACUAAUAUUGGUCCGCAUACGCUUGCGUUCGUCGGUAGUAAUGAUGGUUGGAUACGGAAGGUGCUACUGUCUGGUCGGGAAGCGGGUGAAUACGAGCGAUUGUUGGUGGACGAAGAAGGAUAUUCGAUCCUUCCCGAUACGAUGUUUGCCCCGUCGAAUGAUCAUCUUUAUGUGCUUACCGAGCGGAAGGUGAUUAAAAUGAAGGUGGAACACUGUGGAACGUUUGGCAACUGUUCCGCUUGUCUGGAGUCGCGUGAUCCUUACUGUGGUUGGUGCUCGCUCGAAAAGCGUUGCACGGUCCGUACCGCUUGCCAGAAGGAUACGAGCGCAGCACGCUGGCUUUCCAUCGGUACCGGGCAGCAGUGUAUCGACUUCGAAAUGGUAGCUCCCGAUCGCGUCCCAGUCGGCCAAAUGUCCGUCGUACGGCUAGUGAUCAAAACGCUACCGGAACUCCCGCACAACGCCCAGUAUCGGUGCGUGUUCGGAAACGCGACACCGAUCGAUGCGAACGUUACGAAAGAAGGGCUCAUCUGCACAACGCCACCCGUCACCGAACGUCCAUCAAUUCCGGACGGGCAAGAUCAUGUGCUCGUCCCGCUCAGUGUUCGUAGUUCGGAAACGAACAAAGAUUUUGUGUCGCGUAGCUUUGCCUUUUACGAUUGUACCCGGCACGAUACCUGCCGGAAGUGUUUGGUGAGCAAUUGGGGUUGCCAUUGGUGUAUUUAUGAUAAUCGGUGCGCGUUCAACACGACCGCGUGCCGUAAUUCGGCCAACAUCGUACAGAAUGAAGCAUCCUGUCCACGGUUAAAGCAACGUGCCGGACCGAUACUGCUGCCGAACAAGGUACCGAAGGAAAUAAGGCUCGAGAUUGAGAAUUUGCCACGACCGCAGAGUGCACACACCGGGUUCCUGUGUACGGUUAACAUUGAGGGAGCGCAUAUGGUGCUGCCGGCUCGGGUGGAAGCGAACAAGUACAUUGUGUGCGAGAAGACGCUGUAUUCGUACGAAGCGGCAACGAACGAGUACGAAGCAACGGUCGAUGUUAACUGGAACCGCAAUCAUUACAUCGACACAGUGACGGUGGUCCUGUACAAGUGUGAAAUACUUGGUUCGCAUCGUGACCACGCCGACUGUAGUUUGUGUGUAACGCGCGAUCCCAAGUAUCAGUGCACCUGGUGCGGCCAGCAGUGUAGCUACAACGAAUCCUGUCUCGAUGGUGGCGGUUCGAUGAUGUUACGUGGCCGUGGUGGUGAAGAUGGUGGAUGUCCACGACCACGGAUCGAUCUGAUCAAACCAUUGAGCGGUCCAAUCGAGGGUGGCACACUGGUUACGAUCGAGGGCAGCAAUCUCGGUAUACGAGAAGAGGACGUCCGGGGACGUAUUCAUAUCGGGGAAGUACCGUGCGAACUGGAAAGGUACGAAAUAUCGGUCCGUAUCGAGUGCCGUACCGGGCCGGUACGUUCGGAAAUGUCGGCCCCGGUAAAGGUGGGCAAUGAGGCCGGAUAUACGAUGUCGAGUGUAGAGUUCCGCUAUCGGGACGUACAACUGGAAGGUUUGAGCCCUACGAUGGGUCCACAGUCGGGUGGAACGAAACUGUCCAUCAUCGGCAAACAUCUGAACGUCGGUACGGCUGCGGUGGCUUAUCUGGAUGAUUACGAGUGUCGCAUCAAUCGCACGCAGGCAUCCUCGAGUAGGCUUACGUGCGUCACUUCGGCCGCUCGCUCUCCGGAGCACAUUCGUGUGUUGACGCUUCGCAUCGAUGGUGCAAAUCGAACGCUUGCCUGUAGUACUAGCGGUGGUAGUAAUGCUUCGCCCGGCGAAAGGGUGCGGGGAUCAUCGUACGGUGCCGCUGGAACGUAUCACAGCCGGUACGAAACGUGUAGCGUUUACAAUUACACCGUCGAUCCGAAGAUUAUGCAGAUAAAGCCGCUGAAAAGCUUCCUCAGUGGUGGCCGUAUGAUGACCGUACAUGGUACGAAUCUGGACGCGAUUCAGCAACCGGAAAUUGAAGUUUAUCUUAAUGACGAACGGCUAAACCGUUCCACCUGUACCGUGCUGAACUCGAACCAGAUGGAAUGUCCAUCACCCUCGGUUCGGGAUGCAUGGGCCAUGCUACAGCAGCAGCAAUCAUUACUGCGCAAUCUUACUGCCAGCCCGUCUGGGGACUAUUCUCCACCUCGGAUGCUGUCCGGUUUCGUGUCCGCCGACGGGCGUUCCGUUCCUAUUCAGCAGCAACCUCCUACGGCUUCGAUGCCGAUGCUGCUACCGUCCCAGUAUUCGCUAACGUCCACGUCAGGUCCGUUGGUCACGGCCUCAGCCCCACUGUCGCCGUUUCAUCCGUCCGAGCAGCAGCUCCAGCUGCUGCUACAGAUCAACUUCCUGAUGGAUAGCGUCCUGUCGGUGCGCAACCUACCGAAACACUUCCAAAAUCUGCGCUCGGGCAUUGUUUAUGUGGAGGAUCCGGUGUAUCAACCGUUCCCGAACACGGUCAAGAUGUACAAGGGCGAUACGCUGGUGAUUGAGGGUGAGCAUCUGAACUCGGCGAGCGAUGAAACGGAUGUGAACGUUACGAUCGGGAUGGCUCAGUGCAAUGUGACGAGCUUGGCACCGACCCAGCUCGUGUGUACACCGCCACUGGAGCAACCGGCCCCGACGGAUGAGAACGGAGUUCCUACUGUGAAAGACUUGCCGCUGGUCGUGGUUCGGGUGGGGCGCAAUCUACGCUUCCCAAUAGGUUUUAUCAAGUACGAUCUUAUCAAACCGUACGCCUUUUCGCACAUUCUGUCCGGCAUCAUUGUGAGCGGUAUCUUCUUCGUGCUGUGCCUGCUUGCCAUACUGUUCAUCUACCGCCGUAAGAGUACGCUGGCCGAGCGUGAGUACAAGCGCAUCCAGAUCCAGAUGGAUACACUCGAAAGCAAUGUGCGAAUGGAGUGCAAGCAAGCGUUCGCCGAGUUGCAGACGGACAUGACCGAUCUGACGGCGGAUCUCGAAAGUUCCGGCACGCCGACGCUCGAUUUGGUCAAUUACGUAAUGAAGGUGUUCUUUCCGGGCGUUUCGGACCAUCCGGUACUGUUGGCGAAUGGUGCAAAACUGCACGGCCAUCAUCAUCACGGCCAUCCACAUCACGGACAUCAUGGUCAUCCGCACCAGCGUACAAACUACGAUCAAGCGAUGGUACUGUUUGAACAGUUGAUAAAUAAUCGCGUGUUUUUGCUGCUGUUUAUCGACACACUCGAGGCGCAGAAAACAUUCACCAUACGGGACAAAGUUAACGUGGCGUCCUUGCUAAUGAUAGUGCUGAUGAAUCAGAUGGAUUACGUAACGGACAUUUUGAAAAGCUUGCUGCUCCGGCUGAUCGAUAAGUCGGUGAUGACAAAACACCCGCAGCUAAUGCUCCGCCGGACGGAGAGUGUGGUGGAAAAGAUGUUAACAAACUACAUGGCCCUGUGCAUGUACGACUAUCUGCGCAACUAUGCCGGCAAUUCGCUGUUUCUGCUGUACAAAGCGAUCAAGCACCAGAUCGAGAAGGGUCUGGUGGAUGCGGUUACGCACGACGCCCGGUACUCGCUGAGCGAAGAUCGGCUGUUGCGCGAACAGAUCGUGCACAGUGUCGUAACGCUGCACAUCAUCCAGGACGAUCUGGAUGAAAAGGUACAGUGCAAGGUGCUGGAUUGCGAUACGAUCAGCCAGGUGAAGAGUAAGGUGCUGGAUGCACUGUUCAAGAACACACCGUUUUCGCUUCGUCCAAGUGUACACGAUCUCGAUCUUGAGUGGCGUCACGGACGGGGUGGUCAUUUGGUGUUGCGGGAUGAGGACGUUACCACCAAGUCGGUGCACGGAUGGAAACGACUGAACACGCUCGCACACUACGGGGUGAAAGAAUCGGCCGUAAUGUCGCUGGUCGCGCGGCCACACGAUGGGUACAAUACGCCUGGCCGUCACAUCUUCCCGUACUGUUACUACAUCAACAAUCCGCCGUCCUCCAAUCAUCAGCUUUCGUCUACGACGUCUCCACAUGGUGCGAGUGGGCCUGGGUCCGGUGGUAGUAGCGGUACAAUGGGACCGGCCCAUCAAACCGAUACGUUGCUGGCUGGUAGUGCGAGCCAUCAUCACCAUCAUCCACAUCACGUACAGCAAGCGGCGGCGGCGGCGGCAGCUGCAGCAGCACAGGCAGCUGCCCAGCAACAACAGCAGUCCCAGGUCGGUGUGUUUCAUCUGGUCAAACCGAUGGACGAUCGAUUUUCGACCCUAUCGUCGUACGAUCAGCACGGCUCGUCCUCGUCGGCGCACGGUGCACUGUACGGUGGUGGACCGGGCAGUGGCAGCCACCACAAAGCAAUACCGGAGAUCUUUCUGACCCGUCUGCUCGCGACCAAGGGCACGAUACAGAAGUUCGUCGACGAUCUGUUCUCGACGAUACUGACGGUGAAUGAGGCGCUACCGCCUGCGGUCAAAUGGCUGUACGAUCUGCUCGAUGCGGCCGCCCGCCAUCACGGCAUACACGAUCCGGAGGUGAUACAUGCGUGGAAGUCGAACGGAUUGCCGUUACGGUUUUGGGUGAACUUUAUCAAAAAUCCGGACUUUAUAUUCGACAUCUACAAAACGCCCUCGGUCGACGUGUGCCUGAGUGUGAUCGCGCAAACGUUUAUGGACGCGUGCUCCACGACCGAGUACCGGCUGGGGAAGGAUUCGCCCUCAAACAAGCUUCUGUUUGCGAAGGACUUACCUCAGUAUCGGGAAAUGGUUUCCAAUUUCUACGCCGACAUUGCCAUGAUGCCUCAGAUCAGUGAUCAGGAGAUGCGAAGCGCCAUGCAAAGGUUAUCCAUCCACCAGCAGCAGUUCGAUACGUUAGCCGCAUUAAAGGAACUCUACAUUUACGUUAGCAAGUAUCGUUUACAGAUUAAGGAAGUAUUAGAACAGGACUUGACGGCAAGCAAGUUACAUUUAGCGCAUAAGCUUGACCUCGUCGCAGCUACAUUAGAAGAUGAUGAGUGCAAAACGAUUGAUUAUUAUGAAUAACAACAAAUGCCAGCCGGAAAGACGACAACGAUGACGUCGACGACGAGAAAGAAGCGUCAGUUUUUAAAGAAUGGCCAUAUUUUAAAGCACGCAGACAGCACGUCGUCUGCGUGAAAUCUUAGUGAAAAACGCAUUUAACAAAACACAA
Molecule: messenger RNA, 6548 nt
Organism: Anopheles maculipalpis
Lineage: Eukaryota; Metazoa; Arthropoda; Insecta; Diptera; Culicidae
Gene: PlexB
Product: plexin-B
Exons: 10
Coding region: 32-6400 (2122 amino acids)
Biological process (GO): positive regulation of axonogenesis; regulation of cell shape; sensory neuron axon guidance
Cellular component (GO): semaphorin receptor complex
Molecular function (GO): protein binding; semaphorin receptor activity
Source: RefSeq, a predicted model, not a curated record